Messenger RNA from Racocetra fulgida, 309 nucleotides. NCBI's taxonomy places the organism in Eukaryota, Fungi, Glomeromycota, Glomeromycetes, Diversisporales, Gigasporaceae. The record is from the annotation of a GenBank genome assembly.
AUGAAGAUUAAAGAUAAGGAGAAAUCUGCUAAAAAUAAACAAUCAGAUAGUGAAAAAGCUAUCAAUGAAACAAUUUUUGUUCAGGACAUUAGUGAUUAUAUUGCUAGUGCAAUUGCUGAUUUAGAAAUUCAAUUAAAACUUUCUCUUGCCUUUUAUAUUCAAAUCGAUGAGAUCACACUUAAUAUUGUAGGCACCGAUGUUAAAGCAAUAGCUAUAUUAAUAGUUGAUGAAAUUGAAAAUGGUGAUAGAUAUAAUUGGAUAGCCACAACUGUACCAAAUCUUUCAUCUCAUUAUCAUGAUAUUGGAAAU